AUUCGCCUCUUGCACGCCCGAAAGAGGCUGGUGCAGUCGCCGAGCGUCUCCGCGCUCCCUCUCGCCUCUGCCUACCAGCUGCAGCCGCUAGCCCGGGAAUCCGGCGACCUCUCAAGGAGGGUUGCAACGCCCUUGCUUGCCCCACGCCCGCCAAAGAAGAAGAAGAACAAGAAGGGGGGGGGACGUGAUCUGCAGCCCAGCCCUGCGGGGGGCUCGGGCUGCGUUUGCACGCCCUCUUUGCACCCCCCCUUUUGCACGGGGCUCUUUCUGGCUCUUUCCCCGAGCGCGCGGGGUCUCCAGGAGGAUGCCUGCUUGGAAACUUUAGUCCGGGGAAUUGUGGCGGAUUCUGACUCUGCAGCAACCUCGGUGUCCCGCCAGUGGGAUCGGGUUGACCCCGCAGGGGCAUCCGGGGCUCGAGCUGGCGGGUGAUGAGCCGAGGCUCCGUCCGUUGGCAUCUCCGUUGACCCAUCUCUUGGCCUCCGAAGCCCGAGCAGCGGCCAAGUAAACUUCCUCCGUCUUUGGAUAGCUCUCUGCUCACCUCCCCACGGCGCUCCAACUCGGGGACCCGAGCUUUUGCAAGCGGGUGGAAUUGUCCGUAGGAAGCUGGUGGGCAGCCUCUGUUCGCAUCCCUGCGAUGGGAAGUAAGGCCAUGGACGCCAAGAAGAAGGAUGCCUCGUCUGGUAAGAAGAAGGACGCUGGCCAGAAGAAACGCACGCUGCGCGUUCACAUCCCGGAUCUCAGUUCCUUUGCCAUGCCGUUCCUGGAUGGGGACAUGGAUGGGUCUGAGAAACAUGCUCCGCGAAAGACGGAAGACAGCUGCAAUUCAGGAAGCCCCUCCAAAGGAAUCUUCUCAAAGGGGUUCCAGAACCGACCUUCCAGUCCAUCUUCUGCUCCUGUCAAGUCUAAACAUAGUCCAGGCUCACCCAAAACGGUGUUUCCCUUCCCGUACCAGGAAUCACCACCUCGCUCCCCUCGACGCAUGAGCUUCAGUGGGAUUUUUAGGUCGUCUUCAAAGGACUCUUCCUCCUCUGGUUCUAACCCUUCCACCUCCCCCGGAGGAAUCAAGUUCUUCUCCAGAUCAAGAAAAACGUCUGGCCUUUCCUCUUCACCAUCGACUCCCACCCAGGGAACCAAGCAGCCGGCAUUUCCACUUGAAUGCUACAGACACGAACCGGAAAGGCUAGAAACACGGAUUCACACCCCCUCUUCUCCCCCAGAUACUGGCCAAAGAUUUGGCCUGCUUCUGGGGCAGGGGGCUGCCAAGCCGCCUUCUCCAACACCUGUCUGUUGUGUUACCUCAAAAAUAGCAGGGCCGCCUCACUCCCCGGCCGCUUCCGAAAGGAUGCUGGAGAAACUGGAGCUCGAGGAUGAAGGUAGAAUUCAACUAGCAACCACCAUUGGGAACAGAAUAUCUGUUGCUAAGCAAGGCAGUUCUGUUGGUGAAUCAGAAAGUGAUAUCUACAUGCGAUUCAUGAAGUCACAUAAGUGUUACGAUAUUGUUCCAACAAGCUCAAAGCUUGUAGUUUUUGAUACUACACUACAGGUAAAGAAAGCUUUCUUUGCUUUAGUGGCAAAUGGUGUUCGAGCAGCUCCACUGUGGGAGAGUAAAAAACAAAGCUUUGUAGGAAUGUUAACUAUAACAGAUUUCAUUAAUAUACUGCAUAGAUACUACAAGUCUCCAAUGGUACAAAUCUACGAACUUGAGGAGCACAAAAUUGAAACAUGGAGAGAGCUUUAUUUGCAAGAAACCUUUAAACCCCUAGUGAAUAUUUCACCUGAUGCAAGCCUUUUUGAUGCUGUAUAUUCACUGAUCAAAAACAAAAUCCACAGAUUACCAGUUAUUGAUCCUGUGAGUGGAAAUGCACUUUAUAUACUUACCCAUAAAAGAAUACUCAAGUUUCUCCAGCUUUUUGUGUCAGAAAUGCCAAAGCCUGCCUUCAUGAAGAAAAAUCUGGAUGAACUUGGAAUAGGAACUUACCAUAAUAUUGCCUUUAUACAUCCAGACACUCCUAUCAUUAAAGCCUUGAAUAUAUUUGUAGAUAGAAGGAUAUCAGCACUACCUGUUGUGGAUGAGUCAGGAAAAGUUGUAGAUAUUUAUUCCAAAUUUGAUGUUAUAAAUCUUGCUGCUGAAAAAACUUAUAAUAACUUAGAUAUCACAGUGACACAAGCUCUCCAACAUCGCUCUCAGUAUUUUGAAGGUGUUGUGAAAUGUAAUAAGCUGGAAACGCUGGAGACAAUUGUGGAUCGGCUAGUUAAAGCUGAGGUCCAUCGAUUGGUGGUUGUGAAUGAAACUGAUACUAUUGUUGGUAUCAUCUCCCUCUCUGACAUCCUCCAAGCAUUAGUGCUUACACCAACAGGCGCCCGGCAAAAGGAGAGUGGAACUGAAUGACUGCUUUAAACAGAAACACCUUGGAAAGAAUUUGAAUAAAGUGGCUGGGUCAUCUUUGCCUCAAGAACAUUGAUGGCAGUAGAGAAGAGUCAAGUGAUGAUAAGAAUGUGUGUGUAUUAGGCUAAGUGAUGGAUAGUCUAUUAUUUCCCAGUGACUGUCGCAAAACAAGCAGCGUGACAAAAAGCUUCUGUAUUCAAUGCAGGCUUGCAUAUCAACAUGUUUGCCAAAAGAUUUCAUCUGAUGUCCAUCUCAAAUGCACUGGAAAAGAAUAGCAUUUAAUGUUAUGUUUUAAUCUGAUGCAAGUCACUGGUCAGCAACAGAUCUCCGACAUAAGGCAAGUGUAUGGCAUAUUCAUAUCAGAGUGCCUUAUGUCAAAAAGCCAACAAUAUGUCAUCACUGUUGCCCAUCAUAGUAAAAGAACUUGCUCUGCGAAACAAGAUACUGUAUUUGAAAAUUCAAGUCGCUAAGCCUAAAACCAAAUCAAUUUCAGUUAUCAUUAGAUUUGUUCUAAAAGCUGUAAUUUAAAUAUCAGUAGAUUACUUUAAACUUUAAUUACAACUGUGUGUUUCUAAAUGUUACAUUCAGAACAGAUGGUAAAACAAAACUGAUUAAAAGCAGCUUUAUUUAUUUUUAUUUCUGCAAUUUUUACACAUCUUUGGUGGAUAGUUAAACUUCACCAUAUUCAUUAAUAAAGCAUUGAUUCAUAUGUAAGAAGCAAUUCUCUUAUUACUGAAACAGAUAAUAGAAGCAAUCUUUACAGAUGCAUUACACAAAAGAUUGAGAAAUUGUUUAUUAAAUGUAUUGCUACCCAGCAUGUUUUGUUUGUCCACAGCAGAGAAAUCAUAUAGUGGUAUAUGUAUAAGUAUGUUAAAUUUAUGUUGCCAGAAGUAUAGUGCUAGAAAUCUAUAUCCUACUAAAACACUCUUUCCUAUAAGCUUUAACUGGGCGAAAUGAUGCAUCAUAGGACAACAAUUUUUGAACCAAGGGUACCUCAAAUGGUUUAAUUUACAGAAAGUGUUCAAAAUCUGGGAUCCAUGAUUCCUGAGAGAAUGAGAUUAGGGAAAUUUGUGGCUUCUUCAGCUCUGAUCACCUGAUGCUCAUUUUGAACAGUUCUGUGAAAUCUACGAUAGUUUCCCAGCUACUUAAAUAUUCCUGUUUUUUUUAAAAAAAAUAGAAAAUUUGAAGUCCAAAGCACAUGGAUACACAAAUUUACCUGCAGUUAGUUCAUAAUUUUUAUAAAAAUUAGCAGUACUACUGGAUUUUUCUAAAAUAUUGAAUGAGGGGAAUUUUACAUUGCCUAACUGCAUACUGGUAACAACCUCUUGAAAGACAGGCAGAUUUCAGGCAGAGUUAAAGCUUGCUUAAUUUUGUUAAACAGAUGCUCAGCUUUUAGAUUAACUUUUAAAAUUAUACAGACUAAAUAGGUGCACUGAUGGAAGAAAACAAUCUGGAAAAAGCAACCAUCUGCCCUGUUUGACAAUGCUCUCUUUAAAUAAAGGCAGAAUUCAAAUUGAGGUGUGCAGAUGUACACAAUUUGCUGGUGAGAACAUUUUAUUCCACAUGUAAUCUUUUUCAUAGGAUAAUUCUUCAAAUUCAUUUGCACUUGCCCAAUUCCAACAUUCCUUUCUCAGGGUAUGAUGACCUGAAGUGAGCACAGCCUUCAACUUGUCAACUAGUCUGUUUCUGCUCCUUUCCUCAUGAUGCCAAUCAUUUGCCAUUGUUUUUUUUUCCAGCUUUUUUUCCAGUUUUUUUCUCCAGCAAGCAUCACUUUCUUGGUCAUUCACCAGUAAACUCAGCAAAUAUGUAUGUAACUCCCCCCUCCCACUGUUACCUACUUUUGCCAUUUUCAUGUCCAUUCUAGGCAGAUCUUUCAAUGCAGAUCUCUUCAAUGUCUCCUUUAAAAAAAAUGGAGUACCUUGCUAUCAGUACAAACAAUGCCUGAAAUUUUUACGCUCAUCUUUCAAAUUUAUCCUCUAUUAUAUGGCUGGAUUCUUUCAAGCAUUACAUAAACAAUCUGGCAAAUGCUAAAAAUCUAAUAUUCUAUAUUAUGCCCAAUCUUGAUAAUUUUCAUAUGUGUGGACUUUAGUUCCUAGAAUUCUUCAGGAGGCUGGCAAGGGAUUCUGGUAGUCCACAUAUCUUAAACUCACCAAGAUUCAGAAAUUUGAAUUUACAAUUAAUCAGAAACUAAUCCCAGCAACAUAUUCAAACAUGAUUGUAUUUUCAGCACAUGAAUGGUUCAUUCAUUGAAUCAAGACUGAAAAUAUGUUUUUUUCAAUAGAGCCUACAUUUUUACUCCCCCUGGCAUGUACACUUAAGAUACAAUAAACACCCGCAUGCAGUAAGGAGAAAGGUGGUAAAACUGCCAUUAUUAAAUAUGAGGAGAAGCAGGGUCAAUUUAUGAAGCGGUCGCAGCUGUAUUAAAGUUUCCGGUUUGCUGAAUCUGUGCCUACCAGCUGUGUUCUGCUUACUCUGUGUUGCACCUGUCCCACCUGUCCCAUAUAUUAUAUAUAUAAUAUGUUGGAACUCCUGAGACGAGUAUGAAACUUGCAAAGCAGAAAGACCUGAUGCGAUGGCCGCCGAGGGAAGAAAAGCAGCUGUGUCCUUCUGCAUGCAGACCCCCUGCAAGCUGGAUCAAGGGGAGUCCCCUUUCCGUCCUCAGCAUCUUGAGACUCAAGAGGCUAGAAUUCCUUGAUGUUGGGCUGCACAUGGAGCCACCGCUAGAUGGCAAUAGAGUAGUUUGGAAACCAACCUCUGGCUAUGGGCGAGAAAAAGUAUGCACGUACAUGUGGAGGAAGAAAAUAGAGAAAAGUGGGCUACUUACAGAGACUGGGUGUAAAGGAAGAGACAUACAUGUAGCCACAUUCUCACUUCUGUUUAUUUCCCUUUGUCCAAUGUUUCUCAACCUUGAGGGCUUGAAGAUAUGUCAACAAACUCCCAGUUACCCAGCAGCAGUCUGGCUGGGGGUUUCUGGGAAAUGAAGUCCACAUAUCUUAACAUUGUUGAGAAACACUGGGCAUAAAGUAGACAAGUAUGUUACCCAGCAGAGAACAUUGCAAAUCACAUUGCUUCAACUAUCUGCAGGAAGGAGAUCAAAAUCUGCAAGUGGGUGCUGUGUUGAGAUCCAGGAUCUUUUGUACCUUGCAAAUGUUGACCUUGCUUUUCAGAGCUGAUUUGAUCUAACCCUGAAGCUUUGAUUUGAUCAUCUGGAAUUUCUACAGCUUUACAGAUCUUGUGAGCAUUCUGAUUUUCAGGGGCAUGAACCCCUAAUUCCAUCCCAGGGUCUCUUAUAGGUUAUGAUCAAGAUGAUGGCCACAAUGGUGCAAUCAAAACUCCCGUUUUUACAUACAUUUUAAAAAUCCACAUGUGGAGCUUUUAUUGCACUAUUUUGGCGGACAUCUUGAUUUUUUUGACAGUAUCUCUCACUCCUAUUGCUUGCUCAGAAUUAUUUUUUUCCCAUUGCCCUCAAAUAUGUGCAUCAACUCUUCAUGCAGCUUUCCUCAUUCUGUGUGCAUUAAUUGGAAUAUAUUCCCAACCUCUAGUCCAUCAGUCAUAACAACAGGAACUAGGACCUCUGCUCUUGGAGAAAGCCCCUAGUUGCUCAGUAACUUGCAAAUGGCCCUUUAUUUUUUACCAGGAGAAUGUCCCAACUACUAUUACAUUAACCUGCCCCACCAGGACAGGAUGGAAAGUUAUGUUACAGAUCCCAUCAAAUAGGUAUGUACCUCUGGUGGGACUGCAAAAGAGGGCCUUCUCUGUGAUGGCCCUUUCCCUAUGGAAGAUAAUUCCACCUGAGGAACAGUUGGCUCCCACCGUGUUUGCUUGUUUGCUUAUUUAUCUUACCACCAGGUAACUGGGCAGCUUACAAUAUUAAGAUAAAACUAUACAAAUAAAAAAAAUCAUAAAAAUAUGAUACCGAAUGUUCCUUUUCCAAAAGGCAGUAAAAUGUGGUUUGGUCAGCGAUACUAGAGACCACAUAUGGAGGUGAAGCCAAAUAAGUAGUUGAUUUAAUUGUGUGACUGAUGUCGUGGGUGGGGUGUAAUUUUUAACGGGCUUUUAUAAUGUAUUUUUAAUGUGAGCUAUUUGGAAUCAUUUAUGUAUGAGUUGCAUGGCCCUGUAGAUUUGUUUAAUUAAUUAGAUUAGAUAUUGUAAUAUAUUUGGGAUGGAAGUAGAAGACGACCAGGCUGAGCCCAAGGGCAGGGUCAAACUUAUCAUCAUUCUGGAGCCUCUAUGCCCCUGAAAGAGACCUAAUAUCAGCCACCCUUGAAGUUUGUUGACUCUUACCUGGCGCCAAUUUGCCUUGACUGUUGAUACAGAUUCUUGUGUAUAGUUACAUGGAAUAAACUCACAGAGCUUUUGAACUCUA
This is a messenger RNA of Thamnophis sirtalis, 6752 nucleotides long. RefSeq names its product protein kinase AMP-activated non-catalytic subunit gamma 2 (gene PRKAG2). Gene Ontology annotation, molecular function: protein kinase regulator activity; protein kinase binding; AMP binding. Gene Ontology annotation, biological process: protein phosphorylation; regulation of catalytic activity. The record is from RefSeq and is a predicted model, not a curated record. NCBI's taxonomy places the organism in Eukaryota, Metazoa, Chordata, Lepidosauria, Squamata, Natricidae. Gene Ontology annotation, cellular component: nucleotide-activated protein kinase complex; cytoplasm; nucleus.